Molecule: messenger RNA, 5008 nt
Organism: Cornus florida
Lineage: Eukaryota; Viridiplantae; Streptophyta; Magnoliopsida; Cornales; Cornaceae
Exons: 2
Coding region: 433-2523 (696 amino acids)
Biological process (GO): meristem maintenance; meristem development
Source: RefSeq, a predicted model, not a curated record
ACUUGGAAUCAUAUGAUUCAUCUCUUACCAUGUUAGGUCUUGUCUAUUUAAUUUUUAGCCUUCUUGCUCCAUAUCAUAAUUGGGCCAGAUGAUGAUUGGCCUCCUGGCCCAAGUAAUUCAGUCCAACCAAAAGUGAAACAAAAGAAAAUUAAAAAAUAAUAAUAAUAAUAAAAAAAAAUUGUUUGAACAUGAGUUUUGACUGUACUACCCACCACGAAGUGGCGCGCGGUCCAAGGCCAUCUAGUACUUUAGUAGUAGUACUAGUAGCUUCUCACUUUAUGGAGCAUUAUUAUAAUUAGUCAUACGUUUUUACCGAACUCCACUUCCCAUGCCACUCUUUCUCUCUCUCUCUCUCGUUGAAACCCUUAAUUGUACCACAAACUGUUACAAAUCUCACAGUUCAUUUCUCAAAAGCUCUUGAUCUCAUCAUCCAUGGCAGAAGCAGCAGAGGAGACCAUCAUGGAAGAGAGAGACGAGCUCAUGAUUUCGCCAAAAGGAGGAGACCCAACUCUCAGAAUUGCCCAUUUUCUCAAACCCUCUGUCACCUCCAUCGAUGGACCAUUCUUUAAUCUUCCUUCACCGUCUCUCUCCUCUGUACCCGCCAAUUUCGACCCAACAAAAUCCCCACUGAGAGUGUCGUUCAAUGGCUGGAGACAGCCAUCAAAGAACUGGAAAACAUGGGUAAGCCGCAUGCAUUCUUCACAUCAAUCCCUAUGGGAAAACGUUGGAAUUCACGACGCCAUCAUGAAUUCAACCUACAAAAUCUGGAAAAUUGACAGCUUGGUCUUUGGGUUCGUAGAGAGAUGGUGUUCUGAUACCAACACAUUUGUGUUUCCUUGGGCAGAAACAACCAUCACUCUUGAAGAUAUAAUCAUUUUGGGAGGUUAUUCCGCUCUGGGUGAUUCCAUAUCAACCCCUCUUGAAACCACAGAAUUGAAUGAAAUCAAAGAACAACUAGUUCGAGCAAGGUCAGAAAUCAGCAGGAGCAAAGCUCACAAGGCCUCCCAUGAAAGGUGGUUGUCUAAAUUCAUGGGCUGUGGAAGUGAGAUCGAGCACGAAGCAUUUCUUUCCUAUUGGUUGUCAAGGUUUGUCUUCCCAACAUCAUUUAACUCUAUAGCAACAAAUGUUUUUCCCAUUGCCAAUCAUUUAGCUAGAGGUACCAAAAUUGCACUUGCACCGCCUGUUCUAGCAAGCCUUUACAGAGACUUGAGUUUGUUGAAAGCCACUAUUGUUGCUUCAAACAAAUUAGGAACUAGUAUAUGUGAAGAAGCUGCUUUAACACUUGCAGUUUGGGCCCCAUUACAAUUUGUUCAAAUUUGGGCAUGGGAAAGAUUUACAUCAUUGCGGCCGACACCCUGUUCCAUUGGACAUGGUGGGCCAAGAUUGGCUCGAUGGGACAACGCGAAGAAAGUGAACAUUGAGGAUAUGAGGUUGGCUAUAGAUUCUGCUGGAAGUAACUUUCUGUGGCGGCCUUAUGCCAGAGCCAAGAAAGGAGAGUGGUUAUUGGCUCAACCAGUGAUGGAUGAGGGAUUAGAGUCACUUGCUUUAUGCUUGAGGGUCUGCGAGUUAGUUGGACUAGGGUGUAUAGAGCAGUACCUCCCACAUCGAGUUGCAAUGCAGUUUGGGUUGGAUCAGGAUCUUCCAGGUCUGGUUGCUCGUUCCAAUUCAAGUCUUGAAAUUGCUUGGAGUAAUUAUAAGAGGCCGAUUAGAGAUGAGAAAUUAUAUAUUUCACCACGACAUUAUAAGCCAGGUGUUACCACUAGAUAUUUUGAGUGGUGGAAUGCAAAGUUUGGUGGGCAAGAAGCAACCAAGCAUGUUUUUGAAAAGAGAAAUUCAAAUAGUUCCGAAAGAACUCCACAGAGUUGGAAGAUAACUGAUCCUGCUGUUCCUCCUGGUUUUCCUUCGAAAUCCAUUUCGGUUGAAUCAAGUGACUCCAGCGCUGAGUAUAGACAGCCAUUAUCGGAGUGGUUGAGAAAUAUGAAGAGUAGAGGUGGUCAGUCUUCAAUCAGAUCUCGAUUGCAAAGUCCAUCACCAUCUUCGACUGCUGAUAGUGGAACUAUUCAAAAGAUUGGGUCGGUCGUUAAACCUGCGGAAAAUAUUGUGGAAAGAGAACAUGUGAUGGAAGGAUCAGCAGCAGUCACACAUGAUGCAAUGGAAAGUAGAACCGAGUUGGUCACACAUGAUGCAAUUAUAAGUAGAACAGAGAUGAUUGCAGAAAGUGCAAUUGUAAGUAGACCAGAGAUGAUCGCAGAAGGUGCAAUUGUAAGUAGAUCCGAGAUGAUCGCAGAAGAUGCAGUUGUAACUAGAACAGAGAUGAUCGCAGAAGAUGCAGUUGUAAGUAGACCAGAGAUGAUCGCAGAAGGUGCAAUUGUAAGUAGAACAGAGAUGAUCACAGAAGAUGCAAUUGAAAGUAGAAUGAGGACUCCUGUUAAUAACAUGAUUUUGGAUCUUCACUCCGGCUGGUGGGGUUUAAGCCUAUUUCCUUUAGAGAUCAGUAACAGCUUGGAUAUCAGAAGGGAAUAAAGUAAGGCAGUUUGGACAGCUAGGGAACAAAGUUCAAUGCAUUUUCUCUUCUAUUUUGCAAUAUAAUACUAAACUUUUUUCUUCUAUUUUGCAAUAUACUACUUCUCUUAAGUAGUACUGACUGUGUUCUGAAAUAUUUCCUACUCUUUCUUUAAUCUGCUUCACUUUUAAAUAUGCUUUUGCCCACGAUGCUUGGUCCUGGCUAUUUUCUUUCUGCAACAAAAGAUCUAAAUCCGCUCUUCCACUUUAAGUCAUAACAUGAUAUAAACCCAACAAGCUUGCCUACAUGCAUUUGGAAAUAUUAAUGUAUACUGUUUUUGUUAUAACUGUAUUUCAUCAUGUUUUACAUUUCAUUCUUGAUUGAAUUUUUUUAAACUGUCAGUUUCUCUUAUUUAAUCUUCUAUUAGUAUGUACUGUUCCAUUUAGAUCUUGUUGAUAGUACAUGGUUUGUCAAAUAAAUCGUUGUUUAUGAAACUUCAAUACCUAAUGGAAUGCCUAAGAAUUGCAUUUAUAAACUCUUUAUUUUUUAUUUUUUCAUUUCUAUAUUACAUAAUAUAUAUAUAAAGUUCUAAAUAUGGUGGUCCAGGACUGCAGAACGGUUUACAAGAUCGCUGGGUACUAAAAUACACACAUCUCAUUUGAUGCACCUCCUUGUUCAACAUUUUGUACCAAAAUUAUGUCUACUUUUGUUAUGUGAAGAUAUUCAAUUUGAGACUUGGGACUAUUGUAGGGUUACCUUGAAUUAAGUUGGUUGGACUUUACGGGGAUAGAUCCCAUAAUUGUGAAGCCUGAAACUCACUCGCACUUAUUUUUUUGAAUGUCAAGAAACUAGCAGGAUGUGGGCUAGAAUCAACUCCCGAUUUCCUAUACCUUGGCCAAAUCAAAUAACUUGUAAUCCUAGACUGGCGUUCUUCAAAUCUCAAGUUUAAGCAGCUUCAGUAUGAUCAGUAUAUGGUUAGUAGUCUUUCUUUUGCAGCUACCGUCUAUUUUGUGUGGUUAGUGAGAAAUGCCAAAUUCUAUGAGAAAUUUGAAUUGAAGCAAAAAUUAUCAAUUUCAUUAGAAGCAGAUUUCUGGGCCUAAAAAAUAUGAAGAAACUCUGCACAAAAUCAAAUGCUGGUUGAGAGGCGUUUUUGGGAGUUUUUGCAUUUUAGAGCAGUUUGUCUAGACAAACUUUUGUUGCACAUGGUGGCUUUCUUUAUCAGCUUUGCUGUUGUUUGUAGCAAAGGCUUGCAGCUUGGUUUUGUUGUCAAUAUGUGUUUCUGCAUAUCUGCUGUUGUAUCGGCGUCUUUUUUGGGGUCUUGUUAGAUACUGUUUUGGGUUGAGGCUUGUGUGUACUCUGCUGUUGGUGUGGUGUUUUGUUAGUAGGCUUGUGUGAACUCUUCGUUUUGUUGUGAUGAUAGUUGUGUGCGUGUGUUUUUUUGUUUUUAGCUGUAGUAUGUUGUCAAAUGAUAUGUUUCUGCAUAUCUGCUGUAGUUUGUUGGCUGCAUUUUGCUUUUGUACUAUAUUUUCCAUAUCAGUAAUUAUCUUGUAGAUGUGUACGUUUGUUUACUUUUAACUACGAAAAAAAAAACACAAAAACAAAAACUAAAAAAACAAAAAAAAAAAAAAAAAAAAUUUAUUGGUUAACAUAAAAAUUCAUAAAAAAAAACAUAUAACCUAUUUGUUAAGCACCAAUAAUUUAUGAUUUUUUUUUUUUUGUUUCCUCGUAUAUUUUGUUCGAAAAUAAUUGUAAUCCAUCCAGCAAAUCUAAAACAUGUGAUUUCUAAAAGACAGGUUUAAAGGUCAAGUAACUUUUUGAGAUCAAUAAUACUUUUCUUUAGAUGGUAAAAUUCACUUCUACCAGUAAAUAGAAAAUUGUAAUUAGUUUGUUAUACCGGCUACAUUUUGAUAUGAUACAACGUGUGCGCGCAAAACCUUUCCAAGCACUCCCUUUGACCUUAAAAUAACAUUCUGUAAACUAUUUCUGCUAAAAUAAACACGCAACAAGAUUCCAAAAUCGAACCAAAAACACUCGCAAUGCCAUCAUUUUUAGCAAGAAAUAUAUAUAUAUAUAUGCAGCAAAAAAUCUUUAUAUACUACUUAACAAAAUGAAAACAUUGCCUCCUAAUUUAUCUCAUACCAAGCAAUAACUCGCACAUCAUAUAAACAACAAAAAAAGAAAUUGAUAAAUAAAUUGUCUGAUCAUCUGGCGGCUCUGAAUUGCCCCACUUCACAAAAAAAUGGAAUUGAUAAAUAAAUCAUCUGAUCAUCUGGCUGCCUCUGAAUUACCCCACUUUGCAGGAUUUCAAUUUGAACAAUAAGAGUCAAAUUAUUCUCUCUUGCACUAAAAAAAAUUAGAGCAGUGUUUAUUUAAAAGUAAUAUUAGCCGUUCCUUGCAUUGCACCAAAUUUAAUUUCCUCGUGUCAUUGAUUGAAUCUCUUUAAAUCUUUAAAUGACAAAGGAAAUUAUUAGACCAGAAAAAAAAAAAAAAAAAAAAACAACACAA